GACUGCAAAUUUUCUUCCUUCACGUUUCGAACGAAUGGCUUAUGUAGCGAUAUAUAAUUUUGGGCAUUGUACGGCGUUUCGUGCACUCGGAGAAGCUCAGUCGAUUUUCCUUCGUGGGAAGUAUGAAGAUUCUGGUAACCGGGGCUUCUGGCUACCUGGGCGGAAGGCUUUGCCGUGCCUUAUUGAAUCGAGGCUACUCCGUCCGGGCUUUGAUCCGUCCGACCAGUGAUCUUUCCUCUCUUCCCCAUGAUCCUGCUGCUCUUGAGCUUGUUCAUGGCGAUAUCACCGAUUAUCAGUCGCUUCUAGAGGCAUGCUCGGGCUGCCAUGUCGUCUUCCACGCAGCCGCACUGGUCGAGCCCUGGCUUCCCGAUCCAUCCAAAUUCAUUUCAGUCAACGUACGAGGGCUGAAGAACGUGUUGCAAGCGGUUACAGAGACCAGGACAAUCGAGAAGAUUAUCUAUACGUCGUCCUUCUUUGCGCUUGGCUCAACCGAUGGAUAUGUUGCCGAUGAAAAUCAGGUUCAUCACGAGAAGUUCUUUUGUACAGAGUACGAAAAAUCGAAGGCCAUCGCCGACAAGAUUGCAUUGCACGCUGCAUCCGAGGGCAUUCCGAUAGUGCCGGUAUAUCCCGGAGUCAUCUAUGGUUCUGGAAAGGUCACGGCUGGAAAUGUCAUCGCUCGUAUGAUGAUUGAACGGUUCAAUUGGCGAUUACCCGGGUAUUUAGGCCGUGGAAAUGACAAGUUCUCUUUUAGCCAUGUCGAUGAUGUGGUAGAAGGACAUCUUGCAGCAUUGCAGAGAGGUCGAGUGGGCGAACGAUAUCUUCUAACAGGAGAAAAUGCAUCAUUUGUGGAUGUUUUCGACAUAGCUGCAGCUAUAACUGGUACAAGACGGCCAAUCUUCAAAAUUCCUUUGUGGUUAAUCGAAGCAUAUGGUUGGGUUUCAAUUUUUAUCUCUCGAAUCACUGGAAAGCUUCCUCUCAUCAGCCCCCCAACUGUGAAUCCUUUGAGACAUCAGUGGGCAUAUUCAUGUGAGAAGGCGAAAGAGGAGCUGGAUUAUAACCCCAGAAGUUUAAGGGAAGGAUUAGAAGAGAUGCUACCAUGGCUAAAGAGCUUGGGUUUGAUAAAAUAUUAAGAUGGAUCUCUCUUACUGCGCUUCCGCUUCUCUAUUUAGAAUAAGCUGGUGAGGGUUUGAGAAGUAAAAUGUGGAAUAUCAGACGGACGGACACAGAAAAUAUCCUACCCCGUUUAUUAACGAUUUUAUUUUUAGUUUUCUGUUUUGUAAAUAUAUGUUUGUUUUCUCACCA
This is a messenger RNA of Momordica charantia (bitter melon), 1302 nucleotides long. It is a transcript of the gene FLDH, whose product is annotated as NAD(P)-binding Rossmann-fold superfamily protein. Gene Ontology annotation, molecular function: aldehyde dehydrogenase (NAD+) activity. Gene Ontology annotation, cellular component: cytoplasm. NCBI's taxonomy places the organism in Eukaryota, Viridiplantae, Streptophyta, Magnoliopsida, Cucurbitales, Cucurbitaceae. The record is from RefSeq and is a predicted model, not a curated record.